AUGUGUACAGGGGAGGACAGGAAACCAGCACGGAAGAGCUGCAUGAAAUGCGAGAUCUCCAUGUGCGUCCAGCACCUCGAGGCCCAUCUCACCACACCUGUGUUGCUGCAGACUCAUCCCCUGACUGAACCCAUGGAUUUGUCUGGGACCAUCAAAUGCCCACAGCACGGCAAACUCCUGGAGUACUACUGCUUGGAUGACAUGACCUGCGUCUGUGUUUCCUGCGCCAUUGAAGACCAGCACCGCCUACACAAUAUGAAGACCUUCGUCACGGCUCACAAAGAGCUUGUGGAAAAGCUGAAAGCAGAGGAGCAGGCCUUACAGAUGAAAACAGAGGAUGAGAAUGAGAGUCUGGAAAAGUGGGACAAGAGUGAAAGACAGAAGCUGAGUAGCUGUAGUUUGCGGCUCAUUGAAGCUCUGUCUAACCUGCGCGACAUUUCCCUGAAUAGUGUCCAGAGUUCAGUCUCUGCUCGCAUGGUGGCCAUAAAAACCAGCAAGACCAGUAUACAGGCAGCACAGGCCGAGAAGGACACAUUCAGAUUCCUGCAGAUGUAUUCUCAGGUGCAUCGAGACGUGGAAUCAGCCAAGGCUGUGGAUCUGAGGAAAGGGCUGGAGCCCGGUAGUGAUCGUGACAAACUGAUCCAAGAGAUAAAUCAGGGUGGUGCGAAGAUGAUGCAGCAAGCAGAAGAGUUCUGGUCCUCCUUGUUGACUCUGGUUGACCCUGAAAAAGACCAGAAGCCCUUUGCUAGUAGUCUAGACCUGUUCUUUGAAUUGCAAAAUUUGGGCUCUGCCAUGUCACUCUCCCAAGACAAAAGGAAGGUUUUUCACAAUAGCUGGCUAGGGGAAUCCUCUGCAACUCUUUUCAUCAGUAACACUGAGAAAAUUCCAAACUUUCAGAAGUGGACAGUCGGUCUCUCCAAGAAGCUUCAGUGGACAAUUGGUUUGUGUGAUAAACAGUCUUCAGUAAACUUGGAGUGUGGACCUGUCUAUGGACUGUGCUGGGAAGAUAACCGCCUCAGCUGUCUUAAAACAGAGUAUCAAACACACUCUGACGAAUCACACAUCUCUGGCCAACCCAAGAGAAGUAAUGUAAAUAAGACGGAGGUUGAACAUAAGGCCAAUCUGGGACCUGAAAUGGUGGAGGUGUUUUGGAACGUGGCUGCCUCUGUGCUGACCUUCUACAACAGAACCGGACAGUACCUGAGGGAAGAAAUAGUCACUAUUGAGCUGAGCACCAACAACUGCAACCUGGCCCCAUUUGUCAGACUGGGAAAUGAAAUUGCCCAAAAUAGACCCCAGCACCAAGGGAACCCCUUUGUGAUGCAUACCCACUCAAAGAGAUAUCAACAGCCAACCUAUUCCUAUGGAAAUCCCCUACAUAAAACAGAGUUGGUUUGUGAGCUUUGCUAA
Messenger RNA from Mugil cephalus (flathead mullet), 1410 nucleotides. Its product is annotated as tripartite motif-containing protein 34. The transcript has a single exon. Gene Ontology annotation, molecular function: zinc ion binding. The record is from RefSeq and is a predicted model, not a curated record. NCBI's taxonomy places the organism in Eukaryota, Metazoa, Chordata, Actinopteri, Mugiliformes, Mugilidae. Bases 1 to 1410 code for a protein of 469 amino acids.